Penicillium olsonii is the source of this 2130-nucleotide messenger RNA. Lineage: Eukaryota; Fungi; Ascomycota; Eurotiomycetes; Eurotiales; Aspergillaceae. The record is from the annotation of a GenBank genome assembly.
AUGAGUGGCUUCAUUUCCUCGUUGUUGAUCCAAGUCGGAAUACAAGCUCCCGAACUGCCACCCCCACCAACCGUCCGCACUGAACACUCGACCGAACCAACCCAAAACGAUCACCAAUUCUCAUCUCAAUCGGACCAGAAUUGCAGACCGAAUACAAGUGGAUAUGCGGGUGCGGGAUCCCUGCAUAGUCCUCCCUUCUUCACAGUUUUGCCCAAAGAGAUGGAUACACACAGCCCGCCAAGCGCCCAAUCAGUGACCAACAGCACGCCUGGGUCUGUUCGAAAUAUGGCGACGGAGGGGCCCUCGGCGCUUGAAGGAAGCUUGCCUGUCGAAUCUACGGAUCUAUAUUCACCUUCAAACGAGGCCGUGACGCAGAAUGCGCCACACGAUACUCCUUCGGCAAUGGCAAUUGAGGACGCCCACAUAUCUGCAAAUGAUACGUUUGACCCGGAUGGACCUGCGCAGUCGUCGCUCCCCGCGGAUGAUGGAAUGGGGGUACUUCGAAGCAAGAUAAUUGCUAUCAGAGACUUGCAGCUUGCCAAUGCGGAAAAAGCACGCAUGGUGCAUGACCUAAUGAUCGAAGGCUAUAACACUUCGCGAGACCAUGCACACACAGGAGCCACACCUAUCUCAAGCCCAGUGUUACUCCCCGCGAGUCUGGCUGGAGGUUCUGAUGCCACCGGGCCUAAAAAUCCCAGCAUACCCUACGAGAAUGUAUCACAUCUCACGUCUGAGGAUGUGCAACCUACAUAUGUUCCAAAGGUUGAACCAGAGAUAGACGACCCCACGGCGAUCGAAACAAUUGACGGUGAUAUGGACACGGAAGAGCUAGCAGAUGCCACGCUGGGUUGUGUGCACUACCAUCGCAAUGUGAAGCUCGAGUGUCAUACCUGCAAGAAAUGGUAUACCUGCCGGUUCUGUCAUGACGAGGUUGAAGAUCAUGCUCUCAUUCGCCGAGACACGGAAAACAUGCUAUGUAUGCUAUGUGGACAUGCCCAGCCGGCGGGGCAGUUUUGCAGACAGUGCGACGAGCAAACAGCACAGUAUUAUUGUGACAUAUGCAAACUCUGGGACAAUGACAGCAAAAAAAGCAUAUAUCAUUGUGAUGAUUGCGGCAUCUGUCGAAUUGGCCAAGGCCUUGGGAAGGACUUCUUCCAUUGCCAGACAUGCUCUGUUUGUCUCCCGAUGUCUAUUGAGAACACCCAUCGUUGCAUUGAGCGCUCCACUCAGUGUGAUUGCCCCAUAUGUGGCGAUUACAUGUUCACCUCCCCCGAGACUGUGGUUGUCAUGCGAUGCGGUCACAGCAUUCACUCUAAAUGCUUGACAGAGUAUUCCCGGAACUCUUUUCGCUGUCCUAUCUGCAGCAAGACGAUCACAAAUAUGGAAUCCACAUUCCGAAACUUGGAUCGGACGAUUGAGAGCCAACCGAUGCCUGAAGAGUUCAAGGAUACAAAAGGCCUUGUAUACUGUAAUGACUGUGGUGUGAAAUCAGUCGUCAAGUAUCAUUGGCUGGGUUUGAAGUGUGACCUAUGUGAAUCAUAUAACACGGCCCAACUUCGAAUCUUACAUGGCGACAUGUCAGCACAGUCUGAAGUUGGUCCAGACACACAUUCCCGGGCUCGUUCAUCGUCCCUUAUUGAAAACGACGAGUCAAUUUCGUCUUCAUUUGCAGAACUGGGCGUAAACAGCACUUCCAUCCCCCCUUCACGACUCAGUAUUCCCAAUGCCGCAGAGCGUCGGCCAUCCACGUCUUACAACAUCACACGAGGUCGCGCCAUAUCACCGGUCGUCAGCAACUACUUUGGGCUACCCACUGAGCGUGAAUCCGAAAAACCUUCCUCGGUGCCGUUCUUCGGGAGUCCAUCUCGCGGGGUAACCGAGUCCGAUUUUGGCGCAUUCAACUUCUUGAGCAAAAAGCUUACAUAUCCUUACGGACUAUUUGGUGGCGAGACUAAAUCGGCGGAUCCCAUCCCCGAGGCUGGAAAUGAUGAUGAUGAUGAUGACGACGACGACGAUGAUGACGAAGAAGAAUAUUCAGACUCAGUGGAAUCUUUCGACUCGGUUGGUUCUCAUGGCAAUGAAGACGACGGAGAGGAUGAUGACCACCUCGACAUAUUUGGUCACCGAUGA